Physella acuta is the source of this 2254-nucleotide messenger RNA. Its product is annotated as polypeptide N-acetylgalactosaminyltransferase 10-like. The record is from RefSeq and is a predicted model, not a curated record. Lineage: Eukaryota; Metazoa; Mollusca; Gastropoda; Physidae. Gene Ontology annotation, biological process: protein O-linked glycosylation. Gene Ontology annotation, molecular function: polypeptide N-acetylgalactosaminyltransferase activity. Gene Ontology annotation, cellular component: Golgi apparatus.
CUUAGUAGCUAGAGGCUAUGUUCAUGCAACUGUAAAAUUGUUGGUUAAAGGCUAUGUGCAUAGUGGUUUAAGCAAACUAGUUAGAGGCUAUGUUCAUAGCUCUCUAACAAACUAGUUAGGGACUAUGUUCAUUCAACAGUAUACUAGUUAGAGGUUAUGUUGGUGCUCUAAGCAGACUGGUUAGAGGUUAUGUUGAAGGUGCUCUAAGCAGACUGGUUGGAGAGUAUUUGAAAUGAGGACGCUGUACUGUCGCCCGCCUCACAGGCUGUGGGUUGUGUUUUUCUGUUUGGUCCUUGUAUCCAUCAAUUCGGUGUUUCUGUUAAUGCUCAACACCAGGGAUGGACCCAGGCUACAGGAUAAAGAGUUGCCUGAACAAUCUAAACAUAAUGGGAAGCUACUCGUCACAGAACUCACGUUUACCAGACGAGUUGUCCAACUUUUCAGAAACCUUAUCGGACUUGGCUCGCCGAAACAGCACACAACUUCUGAUGACGUAGACGGUAAUUCCACGGGGGCCGGAUGUUUUCCAGAGUUUGAGUGGGUGGACUGGAACAACUACACCCUGAUGGCAGAAGACGCCAACAGGACGGGUCUAGGAGAACAGGGCGAGGCCGUCCAUCCCGACCCUAACAAAACGUUGACCGGCACUGAAGCAGAACUCAACUCCAAGUACAGGUAUAACGUCGUGCUCAGUGACCUCAUCUCCGUGGAGAGGUCAAUAGGUGACCUCAGGACGCCCGCGUGCAAGAAACAAAAGUUCAUCAAAAACAUUCCCCGGAACUCUGUCAGCAUUAUAUCCGUGUUUUAUAACGAAAGGUCAUCGACCUUACGCCGGACAUUGCAUAGCAUCUUUAAAAGGUCACCAAAUUCGUUGUUGAGAGAGGUCAUCCUUGUAGAUGACGCGAGCAGUGAGGAUGAGCUGAAGGAACCUCUUGAUGACUACGUGAGUAAACAUUUCCCGAAAGUAAAAAUUGUGAGAAAUGGUCGCAGAGAAGGUUUAAUCCACAGCAGGAUGAUCGGUGCUGAUGCUUCCACCGGCAAGUACCUUGUGUUCUUGGACUCUCAUAUGGAGGUCAACUACAACUACCUGCCCCCUCUGAUAGAGCCGAUGGUUUUCAACUCUAGAGCCAUCGUCUGCCCCAUGGUGGACUUCAUCAACGCCGACACGCUGAUGGUGGACGGACUGACCAGCCGAGUCCGCAGUGGAUUCGACUGGACCAUGGCGUACAAGCGAAUGCCAAUGAAACCUAUGGAUGAGACCACGCCCCAUCCUACCCCAUCUAUGGUGGGAUGCGCAUUCGCCAUCACGCGCAGGUGGUGGGAGGAGCUAGGGAAAUACGACCCCGGGCUGCGGAUAUGGAGCGCGGAGCAGUACGAGAUCUCGUUCAAGUCGUGGAUGUGUGGCGGAAGUGUGGUGGACGCGCCGUGCUCGCGCAUCGCGCAUCUCUUCCGGCCACUUCCGUACGCCCAGGACCUGUACGCCGAUGACGUAGUUAACAAAAACUUCCUGCGUCUGGCGUCGGUCUGGAUGGACGAGUACAAAGAGGUCGUCAUGACCCUCAGACCGGGAAUGAAGCAACUCGACCCUGGCAACCUCACCAGCCAACACGAACUCCGCAGAAGAUUAAACUGCAAAUCUUUUAAAUGGUUUCUUGACGAGGUGGCGCCGGAUAUCCUCUUACAUUACCCCAUAACCACGCCCCCUUCUGUAGCUAACGGAAAAAUCCGAAAUGCUAAAAAUAGCUCUUUGUGUAUUCAAGCCAAUGAGGAUCAAUUAUCAUUAACUAGUUGCUUAAGCCCAUCUGCUGCAUCCUUCACCUUCGACUGGAGGUACCACAUCCGGAGCGGGAAAUGUUUCGCUAACCCCGUCGCUGAUUUUGUUUACAUGUUUGAGUGCCUGGACUUCGAGGACAGGCCGACACAGCUGUUUGCGUGGGAUCGAAACUCGGGGAGGAUUGCCAACUUUUACACCCGGCUGUGUCUGGACUUUGAUGCGCCCACCCUGGGGCUCAAGAUGAAAGAAUGUAACGCCACUGUCCAGACUCAAGGCUGGACGCUGGACAAUGUCAACGUGACCUUGGCUGACCGGAUGUGGUCAAGGUAUCAGUCGGUCAUCUACCAGUAUGGCUGAAGUUCAUGAACACACCAUAAUGUUUAUAUGGUUAUAACACACCAUAAUGUUAUAUCGUUAUAACACACCAUAAUGUUUAUAUCACACACACUUCUGGUUAUUUAUUUAUUUAAACAACUCCCC